AUGGCUUGUAAGAGCCUGUUCGCCUGGGUACUGUUGAUGCUUGGAGUGGUCCUCGCCCAAAACGCGUCAGACCCCGUGGCGACUCCGCAGCCGACGAAUGAGACGUCUUCGGCAUUUCCUUCGUGCGCUCUCCAAUGUAUCUUCACUGAGGUGGUCAAGUCUCCCUGUCAGACGGUCGAAAAUACAACAUGUGUCUGUACCGACCAAGAGUUCUAUAAACAGGCUGAGACUUGUAUUAUGUCAGGAUGCACGCCACCGGAGGGCAUCGCUACGCAGAAGGCGAAAGCCGACUACUGUCACGAUCCUGUGAGGUCGCAGGUGACCAUGCUGUACGGAUUACGGUCACUCGAAGUCGCUGCUUGGUUGCUGGUGAUUUUCCGGUUCUACGCUCGUUGGGCUAGCCGGCUCCCCUUUGGUCGGGAUGACUAUGUCAUGAUGGCAGUAGCCCUGAUAUACAUACCCCAACUAGUCAUCAGCCAGUUGAUGGACGAUAAUGCUUUUGGCCGUGAUAUUUGGAACGUAGAAUGGGACAAGAUAAUAUUGAGCUUGAAGCUGUUCUUUAUCCAGGAGCCACUCUAUCUCUUGCAGCUCGGGCUCACCAAGAUAUCCAUUUUAUUUCUCUAUCUACGGAUCUUUCCCGGCCGACGAUUCAAACUCAUCACCUAUACAUUCAUGGCCUUUGUUGCUGGCGCAACUUGCAUUCUUGUCGGAGGAUCUAUUGUCGAAUGCUUACCCGUCGGAUACUUCUGGGAAGCUUGGCAUACAGAGUACUUGAUUCACACCAAAAAGUGUCUCAACCUUACCGUGGCAGUUUUCUCUGCAGCCGGAUUGUCGAUUUUUCAAGACAUCAUCAUGAUCAUCCUUCCUAUACCGCCGCUGUUGAAAACUCAACUACCGACAAAAGACAAAAUCGGCGUCGGAAUAAUGUUCGUUCUAGGCCUGCUAAUCACCGGAGCAAGCUGCCUCAGAUUACGCUUCGUUAAUGUCGCGUACUCUCCCAACCCCUUUUGGGACUUUGAGCCAGCUUUGCUUUGGUCUCUUGUCGAAUUGGCAAUGUCAUUCCUGGUUACCAGUCUACCAGCAAUGCACAACUAUCACACACGGAUUUUGAAGCCAAAAUUGAGGGCUUUCAUUGACGCACGUCGAGAAAAGUCGACGCCUUCUCAGGAUACUCGCAGUGCACCCACGGGGCAGAGUUUCGGGCACCCCCAUCUGAGAACAUGGCUGGCUAGAAGAGCCCAAAGACGAGAUGAGAACAGAUUUAUCUCAACACUAGCUUUCACUCGUGUUUCCUGGAACUCGAUUACUGAUAGGAACCCUUCGCAAUCGGAAGAAAAGCUUCCAUCGUUCGCGAAAACAGGAGGUAUAGCUGCGAAGGCGCCUCAGAUAACGUUAGAAGAAAUUGGUGUGACACCGGGGUCGGAUGACUCUCUCGACGAAUAUCAAGACAGGGGCGCUAGACAGGAGAAUGCCGACUCGAUAAUAGAAGAAAGGGAAACUGUGCAUGCGCUCGCGUGGGUAGGAAGGCCCAGGGCCAUGGAAACAGAUGCUAGCCGCAGAGGGGGCUUCACACAGAGAAAUAGUUCACCAGACGCAACCGGAGUUUCCGGAGAUUCUAUAGUUUAG
Messenger RNA from Colletotrichum truncatum, 1626 nucleotides. RefSeq names its product CFEM domain-containing protein. The record is from RefSeq and is a predicted model, not a curated record. Lineage: Eukaryota; Fungi; Ascomycota; Sordariomycetes; Glomerellales; Glomerellaceae.